ACGGGUUUGCUUCACUCUCUUUCUUGCUCUCCAAUCCACUGCUUCUCGUGCUCUCGCUCGCUCGCUUCAUGGAAGGCUUGCAUAAUGCUCCCCAUUCGAUGGGAACUACGAUCAUCGGGGUCACCUACGAUGGUGGCGUUGUUCUCGGUGCCGACUCGAGGACCAGCACAGGGAUGUAUGUCGCCAAUCGGGAGUCGGAUAAGAUUACUCAGCUGACGGACAAUGUCUAUGUCUGCCGCUCUGGAUCGGCUGCUGAUUCCCAGAUCGUCUCUGAUUAUGUCAGAUAUUUUCUUGAGCAGCACACGAUUCAACCGGGGGAACCGGCAACUGCCAAAGUUGCUGCUAAUUUGGUUAGGUUAUUGUCAUACCAGAACAAGAACAUGCUUCAAACUGGCCUCAUUGUUGGUGGCUGGGAUAAAUAUGAAGGGGGACAGAUUUACUCAAUUCCGCUUGGAGGGACUAUCUUGAAAGAACCUUUCACUAUUGGCGGAUCUGGCUCCAGUUACUUGUAUGGUUUCUUCGAUCAAGCAUGGAAGGAAGGCAUGAGCAAGGAAGAAGCUGAGAAAUUGGUGGUGAAGGCUGUUUCUCUUGCCAUUGCUCGUGAUGGUGCAAGUGGAGGCGUCGUCCACACUGUGAUUAUCAAUGCUGAUGGUGUUACUCGGAACUUCUACCCCGGCGACACGCUCCCAUUGUGGCACGAGGAGUUGGAGGCGCAUAGCUCUCUUCUCGACAUCCUGUCGUCAGGAAGCUCAGCUGAGAGCCCAGUGCCAAUGAGCACAUGAGAUAUGGUAGAUGAUGGCAAAUUUUUAUUUGUUUAUUUUGUCUGAACUUCAGAUUCAAAAUAUAAUUACACUCAAAUUCAUGUAAAAAUUGUAUAGUAGUAAUUUAUCUCCGAAGUACGCUCCCUUCGUUACAUUGUUCUUUAAAAUUUUCACUAUUUGAAAGAGUUUUAAAUUUUGUUUUUUA
Dioscorea cayenensis subsp. rotundata (Guinea yam) is the source of this 966-nucleotide messenger RNA. Its product is annotated as proteasome subunit beta type-6-like. Gene Ontology annotation, cellular component: proteasome core complex. NCBI's taxonomy places the organism in Eukaryota, Viridiplantae, Streptophyta, Magnoliopsida, Dioscoreales, Dioscoreaceae. The record is from RefSeq and is a predicted model, not a curated record. The transcript has 8 exons. Bases 69 to 782 code for a protein of 237 amino acids. Gene Ontology annotation, molecular function: threonine-type endopeptidase activity.